AUGGAUGCUGGUCCGCAAGCCUACGGGGCCGGCAAAGUCGGCGGCGAGUUCAACAUCCAAAACUUUGUCCGCAAGCCGCACGUGUUCGUCAGGCUGUUGUCGUUGUUGUUUGGUUUGAUCGUCUAUUUUUGUGCAUCAUCUGGAUCGUGGACUACAGACGUAAAAACAAACGAAGAAAUAUGCAUGUUCAAGCUUAAGAGUUUUGGAUGUCACAUUGGCGGCGUGGUGGGCUUCACGUCAGUGAUCGGAGCAGCUGUAUUCGUCGGCGGCGAGUAUUAUUUCGAAAACGUGCCGUCGGUAAAAAGUCGUAAACAUUACGUGCUCAUCGACCUUGGAUUCUCGUGUCUAUGGUCGUUUUGGAAUUUUUUACUUUUCAUUUAUUUAGCUGACGCAUGGGGUAAUACACCCGAUUUCCCUGAUUCAAUCAGCACUGCCAAUCCAACCACUGCCAUUUAUUUUGCAUUAUUUGCUACUUUUUCUUGGGGGACUUCUGCAUACUUCUCAUACCAAAGAUAUAAUAUGGGUGUUGAUCCAGCAUUUAUAUCAUCUUUUGAAGCCGAUCAGUUUGGAGCGUACGACGAAACGCAAAAUAACAGUAACAAUGAAUGUCCGUUUAAUAAUCAGAUGUCGGGUGAAUAUCAAACUCAAGCUUACUAA
This is a messenger RNA of Macrosiphum euphorbiae (potato aphid), 657 nucleotides long. The record is from the annotation of a GenBank genome assembly. Lineage: Eukaryota; Metazoa; Arthropoda; Insecta; Hemiptera; Aphididae.